GCGCUGCUCGCGGACUCGGCUCUCGAACGCAGUGGAGGACAGACGUGUCGGGAGAGAGCGGAGGUUGUGCAGAUAGACGGAGCGCUGUAACACGCCACUGAUACUUUCUAAAGCGAGACGAACUUGAUCCCGGAUUCACCAUAUGGAAGAUCAACUCCGGAGCUUUACGAGCUAGUGCUCCGUUCGUCGGUUUAUUUCAUGUUAUGCCAACAAAGUAAGACACAGGAUAACGGAGAGAAGGAGACCGGGUAACAUAUCUCCAGGCAUUGGAAUUGGUGGUAGCCGAAAGCCACAUUUUAUGCUUUAGCUGGAGAAAAAUCGUCAAUCCGGUGGACUCGUACAUAACUGUGGAUCUACAGAACCUGGAGAGACGUUAUUUUGAGCACGGUGUUUCAUAGAGUAAUGCGUAAAGGCGAAGUUAUUUAGACGUUCGACUUAUUUUACUUACUUUUGUAGUAAUUAUUUGCACCACGGUAAAUCGUCAUGCCGUAUUCGGCUAUUGUGAAAUGUAAGCGGAACCGAUAUUAAAUUUAACCAAUUGUCUGUGGAAAAAGAUAGGUGGUAGAAACGACGUUUGCGUUCGUGUGCCAAAAUUUUCAAGUGUUUUUUUUGUCGUUCGAUAAGGGAAACAUUAGAUACUUAACAGAGAGGAGACUUUGACAGCAACUUGUUCUCCAGAAUUAAAGGGUGAAAACACCCCACAAGAUGGAUAUAUUCACAUCACUGUUUGGAUUCUUAUUGGCAUUUUGUAUAACAUCAAGAGCGCACGCAGAUGACGAGCCGUGCGGGGGUCAGCUGGACGCCAGCAAUGCGGGGUACAUCACGUCCCCCGGGUACCCGCACGAGUACCCGCCCCACCAGAACUGCCAGUGGGUGAUCACCGCGCCCGAACCCUCCCAGCGCAUCGUCCUCAACUUCAACCCCCACUUCGAGCUGGAGAAGCUGGACUGCAGGUACGACUUCAUCGAGAUCCGGGACGGGAAUUCGGAACCGGCGGACCUGCUGGGGAAGCACUGCAGCAACAUCGCGCCCCCCGCCAUCAUCUCCUCCGGCCCCGUGCUGCACAUCAAGUUCGUCUCCGACUACGCCCACCAGGGGGCGGGCUUCUCGCUGCGCUACGAGAUCUUCAAGACCGGUUCGGACUUCUGCUCCCGAAACUUCACCAGCCUGUCGGGCGUGAUCGAGUCGCCGGGCUUCCCCGACAAAUACCCCCACAACCUGGAGUGCACCUUCAUCAUCAUCGUGCCGCCCCGCAUGGACGUCACCCUCACCUUCCUCACCUUCGACCUGGAGAACGAUCCCCUGAUGGUGGGCGAGGGCGACUGCAAGUACGACUGGCUGGAGGUGUGGGACGGCAUCCCGCAGGUGGGCCCUCUGAUUGGACGAUACUGCGGCACUAAGAUCCCGCCGGAGAUCCUGUCCUCCACGGGGCUCCUGUCCCUCACGUUCCACACGGACAUGGCCGUGGCCAAGGACGGCUUCUCCGCCCGCUACAACAUGACCCAGCGGGAGGUCAGCGACAACUUCCACUGCAGCAGCGCGCUGGGCAUGGAGUUCGCCCGCAUCUCGGACGACCAGAUCUCGGCCUCCUCGUCCUUCUACGACGGCCGCUGGUCCCCGCGCCAGGCGCGGCUCAACAACGACGACAACGGCUGGACCCCCAGCGAGGACAGCAACAAGGAGUACCUGCAGGUGGAUCUGAACUUCCUCAAGGUCCUGACGGGCAUCGCCACCCAGGGCGCCGUCUCCAAGGAGACGCAGAAGUCCUACUACGUAACCACCUUCAAGCUGGAGGUCAGCACCAACGGGGAGGACUGGAUGAUCUACCGGCACGGCAAGAACCACAAGGUCUUCCACGCCAACACGGACCCGUCGGAGGUGGUCCUGAACCGGAUCCCCCAGCCCGUCCUGGCCCGCUUCGUGCGGAUCCGACCGCAGACCUGGAAGACCGGCAUCGCCCUCCGCCUGGAGCUCUACGGAUGUCAGAUCACAGACGCCCCCUGCUCCGAGAUGCAGGGAAUGCUGUCCGGAAUGCUCCCGGAUUCCCAGAUCUCGGCGUCCUCCACGCGGGACAUCCACUGGUCCCCCGGGUCUGCGCGGCUGGUGGCCAGCCGUUCCGGAUGGUUCCCCAGCCCCACGCAGCCCGUGGCGGGGGAGGAGUGGCUGCAGGCGGACCUGGGGGGCCCCAGGACGGUGCGGGGGGUGAUAACGCAGGGUGCGCGCAGCGGGGAGGGCAGCACCAGCGCCGAGAACCGCGCCUUCGUCAGGAAGUACCGCCUGGCACACAGCAUGAACGGCCGGGAGUGGAGCUUCAUCAUCGACAGCAAGACCAGCCUGCCCAAGGUAUUCGAAGGGAACACGCACUACGACACCCCGGAAAUCCGCAGGUUCGAGGAGAUCCCGGCUCAGUUCAUCCGGAUCUACCCGGAGCGCUGGUCUCCUGCGGGAAUCGGGAUGAGGCUGGAAGUCCUGGGCUGUGGCCUGCCUGAAACCACCUCCGUCGCUGCCAUGGUGACGCCCACGCCCACCCUGUCCCGACAGGCGGAGAGCACCGCCCAGAAGGCGGAGCAAACCCCAGCCACGCCCCCCUCCUCGCUGAGCGGCCUGUGUGACUUCGAGCACAGCCUGUGCGGCUGGAACCACGACCCCUCCGCCGACCUCAACUGGUCCCUCCACAGCGGGGGCUCCUCCCCGGGCUCCGGCCCCAGCCAGGACCUCUCGCUGGGCUCUGAGGAUUUCGGGAACUACCUGUACAUCGAGGCCAGCCCCAAGACGGAGAGGCACCGGGCGCGGCUGGUGAGCCCCGAGGUGGAGCCGGAGACCGGGCCCAUCUGCCUGCUCUUCUACUACCAGCUCCGGGGCGAGGGCGCGGGCACACUCCGAAUCCUGCUCCGAGACACCGACCGGGAGGAGACCCUGCUCUGGGCCCUCACGGGGGACCAGGGCCCCGUCUGGCAGGAGGGCCGCACCAUCCUGCCCCGCUCGCCAAAGGAGUUCCAGGUCGUCAUGGAAGGCUUCUUCGACCAUGGCAGCCGAGGCCACAUCUGGAUGGACAACAUUCACAUGAGCUCCAGCACGCCGCUGGAGGAAUGCACGAAGCCCUUCCCGGCGGUGUUCCCCCCGGACAUGACCGGGGGAGCGAUUCCUGUCGUGACCGACCCCACAGUAGACACGGUGUCAGUGCUGCCCAUUCCCACCUACUGGUAUUACGUUAUGGCCGGCGGAGGGGCCCUCCUCCUCCUGGCGUCCGCCACGCUGGUCAUGGUGCUGUGCUGCCACCGCUACCACCUGGCCGCCAAGAAGAGCCAGCACUCGGUCACCUACCAGAGCACGCACUACCCCGGGGGAGCCGCGCCCGCGCCCGGGGUGGAGCCCAUGCUCACCAUUAGGCUAGACAAGGAGGACCGCAGCUCCCAUGACAGGAAGUACUCAGAUCCCAGGCCUGUAGACGGCGGGGAGGAGCGACUCAUCAAGAGCAUAGAAAGAGUAGACGUAGGAGAGUUGCCCUUCCUGGAGUGGAGCACGCCAGUCCCGUCCUCCGACCCCCCCGUGACCCGCGUGUCGGAGAAGGACAACUCCUGGCUGUACACGCUGGACCCCAUCCUGGUGACCAUCAUCGUGAUGAGCUCCCUGGGCGUGCUGCUGGGGGCGGUGUGCGCCGGGCUGCUGCUCUACUGCACCUGCUCCUACAACGGCCUCUCCUCGCGAAGCUCCACCACCCUGGAGAACUACAACUUCGAGCUGUACGACGGCAUCAAGCACAAGGUCAAGAUCAACCAGCAGCGCUGCUGCUCGGAGCCCUGAGGGGGGCGCUGCCGAGGCCGCGGCGUGCCGAGCCUGCUCACUGACGAAACCAACGAAGAAGAAGAAGAAAAAAGAAAAAAAAACUCCUAACCCCUUCAACCUUCUCUACAUUCGUCUCUCUCCCCCUCUCUCCCUCUCUCCCCCCUCUCUCCCUCUCUCCCUCUCUCCCUCUCUCUCUCUCUCGCCUGUGGACAAGCCGGCUGUUCAUUGGAAGGCGGACCGAGCCACACUUACUGGACACGCACUGACCCAAACCGCCACAGCAGUGUAGCCGCGCAUUCGGACCAACCAGAGCCGCAGGUGGUGGAGGGAAAAAAGAAAACCGAAAACGAUUGGGAGCCAGUCUCAGUGGACUGCUUUUACGGGUGCUCCGAGUUUUAAAAGAUAAGAUAAGAAAAAUAUCAAAACAUAUCAAUUUAAUGCCUAUCCCAAAAAAGAAAAAAUAUACAAAUAUAGAUUUUUAAAGAUCUACUUUUUAAAAACAGGUGACUUAAGUUAGAAAAAGGUGAUGCUAGGACUUCUUAGACGGGUGGUGACUUGUCAAAAAACAUUUCCUCCUAUGUGUGAAAAGUGGCCUAGGAUUCUGUUACUUUUGUGGACCGUUUAGUUUAGUUUUAGACCUGUGCAUCUGUGAGAGAUCAGCUUCAGUUCUGCUGCUUCAGCCCGUCGUCAUCUGUGACAUUUUUUUUUUGCAAUAACUCUCUCGUGCGUCGACUGCCACAGUCUUCUUCUUCUUCUUUAGUUCAGAGUGUUUGUAAUAUUCUAUGUUUUGUUUUCGGACUGUUGCCAGUCUUAAAAAGAAGUGUAAAAAAAAAAAAAACAACAACAACAACAGUAUUUUGCCUAAAGUUUAGGGACAAGAUAUUUGAUUCUGUAAGAUAGAUUUAGUCAAAGGAUUGUCUUUGGUGUUUUGUUUUUAUUUGACGGAAGGAAAAAAAGAAACAACGCACGGCGUUUAGCGCGUCGUGUCCUGUGAAGCUUGUUUCAGCGCAACCUGUGGAUUGCAGAGAGCUGGUCGAGGCAGAAAGCGUUAGUCAGCACGUGCGUCCGAAAACGGAGGAAGACGCCCCUCUCUCGCGCCAGGAGGGGGGCGUCUACGUCUCCGCCAGCGCCUCCUCUCUGUGUGCCACAGGAAGGAACUGGAAAAAAACCGAAAAAAAGAGACUUUCGAUGUAAAAUGGCGGACGAAGCCGAAUAUUGUUGGACACACUAUCGAGCCUUAAGGAACUGCUUGGGAGGACAGCCAUGAGAAACACGAGCUCCUGGAUGAAAAACCACUGAGGCCUUGGAGUGCUAGGCCUCAUGUUUUCUUCAUUUCACGUUAAAGCUUACUUUGACAUUUUCAGUUCUUUUUCGUUUUUUACUCCCAACAAAAAACAAAAAAAAGGGAGGGUUAACAGGACAAACAGUGCUUUUUUUUGGAGGGGGGGCGAAAAUUUAAAAAGCGGCGUUUUGGGGAGGCUCGGCGUCGACGUUUGCUCUCUGGAUUUCUUACCCUGUCCGAACGGAAAAACAAACGGAAAAACAAACGGAAAAACAAACGGAAAAACAAACGGAAUCAAGCGGCGAGUCUCUCCGCUGUACCUCAGCCCGGGUCUGUAGCGCGUGCGCUAACGUGCUAACGUGCUAUCCCCUCCCCCCACCUACCCACCCACCCGAGCCAAUCAGAGUCGAGCUCAGCGGGCAGGGGGGCGGGGUCUGAAUCCACGGGAGCUGAUUGGAAGGCGCUGAAAGACGCUUAGCGAUGAAAAAAAAAAAAAGUGCGCCUCCCUCUCUUUCUUCAGCCGCCCCUUCAUUCGCCUCUGCCGACCCUUUGCCAAGUGCCUUGGAGCUCGCCGAAAUUCACUUUUACCCUGGGAGCUGAGAUAGUAUUACCUCUUCUGUCUGGGACAGGGGGCAACGAGAAAAAAAACAAACAAACAAACAAACAAAAAAAACAAAGAGACGUGAAAAUCCUGGCACUGCUCAGAUAUUCAAUUGCUGUUUAUAGACUUUGUACAGAAAUGUUCUUUUUUAUUGUUAUUAUUUAAUAAAGGAUUGGUAACAUA
Molecule: messenger RNA, 5852 nt
Organism: Conger conger (European conger)
Lineage: Eukaryota; Metazoa; Chordata; Actinopteri; Anguilliformes; Congridae
Product: neuropilin-2-like
Biological process (GO): angiogenesis; vascular endothelial growth factor signaling pathway; axon guidance
Cellular component (GO): membrane
Molecular function (GO): vascular endothelial growth factor receptor activity; semaphorin receptor activity
Source: RefSeq, a predicted model, not a curated record